CUCAUAGUCUAUAAGCCUAUCGCAAGCUCUUCUACUGCGUCGCCUUCCCUUCAAUGGCUUUAAUAUUUAAUCAACUUCGAUGUUUGCCACAAGCACCCGCACCGGCACCGGCACCAGCACUAGCACCAGCACCGGCUUCGACCGACACCAGAAACAUCACCAGCGGCAACACCCAAAGCGGCAACGCCACCGCCGGCAAUGCCACUAACACCAACUUCACUGCCGUCGACUUCUCCAAAACCAACUUAACCGGCGUCAACACCCAAGGCAGCAACGUUGGCAUUGGCAAGUUCACCAGCGGCGACUUCUCCGGCUGCAACUUCACCAACGGCAACACCACCAACAGCUACACUACCGCCGGCAACGCCACCACCGGCAACACCACCGGUGCCAACAUGUUCCGUUACUAGUUGGUCAAGCUUCCAUUAUAAACAAAAAGGAAAAUAAUUCCUAUGUUGCAUUUAGAAGCUUGUACUAUCCACGAUAAGGCCAGGCCAAUUAUCAUAUGUGUUAGAUGUGUGUGUACUUCUAAUAUAGAAGUUUGUUUUAUGAACAAUAAGGCUUGUAAUCAGAUAUAGGUCAUGUUAAGAAGCAUGUAUGAUCUACGAUAAAGCCAAUUAUCAAAUAUGGUGUGUUGUAAGGCCAAAAAUCAGAUAUGUUGUAUUAUUUGGAACAUAUAUUGG
This is a messenger RNA of Corylus avellana, 683 nucleotides long. RefSeq lists its product as uncharacterized. Lineage: Eukaryota; Viridiplantae; Streptophyta; Magnoliopsida; Fagales; Betulaceae. The record is from RefSeq and is a predicted model, not a curated record.